AUGGCUGAAACUCAUUUGGGUCUUCAGCAGUUUGAAAAUGAUGGACACAGAAGUAUUUAUUCAUCUCUUUUUUCCUUAGGUGGUUGUUCAUUUGAUGAACACUACAGUAACUGUGGUUAUAGCGUGGCACUUGGGACCAAUGGAUUUACCUGGGAGCAGAUUAAUACCUGGGAGAAACCAACAAUGGAUCCAGCUGUUCCUACCGGCUCCUUCAUGAUGGUGAACAGCUCUGGGAGGGCAUCUGGACAAAAAGCUCAUCUGCUGUUACCAACACUGAAGGAAAAUGAUACUCAUUGCAUAGACUUUCAUUACUACCUGUCCAGUCGAGACCGCUCCAGUCCUGGAUCAUUGAAUGUUUAUGUGAAGGUCAAUGGUGGACCUCAAGGCAACCCUAUCUGGAAUGUCUCCGGAAUUGUUACAGAAGGUUGGGUAAAAGCAGAACUUGCAAUUAGUACAUUCUGGCCACACUUCUAUCAGGUGAUAUUUGAAUCCGUUUCUUUGAAAGGACACCCUGGAUACAUAGCUGUGGAUGAAGUCAGAGUCCUUGCCCAUCCAUGCAGAAAAGCACCUCACUUCUUACGGCUUCAAAAUGUGGAGGUUAAUGUUGGACAGAAUGCAACAUUUCAGUGCAUUGCUGGAGGAAAGUGGUCUCAGCAUGACAAACUUUGGCUACAGCAGUGGAAUGGCAGGGAUACGGCACUAAUGGUCACCAGAGUAGUCAACCACAGACGUUUUUCUGCGACUGUCAGUGUAGCUGAUACUUCACAGCGCAGCAUCAGCAAAUAUCGGUGUGUCAUCCGCUCAGAUGGUGGAUCAGGAGUUUCAAACUAUGCAGAACUAAUAGUGAAAGAACCUCCCACUCCUAUUGCACCUCCAGAACUUUUAGCAGUUGGAGCCACCUAUCUGUGGAUCAAACCAAAUGCCAAUUCCAUCAUUGGAGAUGGGCCUAUCAUCCUGAAAGAAGUGGAGUACCGUACAACCAAUGGGAAUUGGGCUGAAACUCACAUUGUUGAUUCACCCAAUUACAAGUUAUGGCAUCUGGACCCAGAUGUGGAGUAUGAGAUCAGAGUGCUUCUUACCCGGCCAGGAGAAGGAGGAACUGGACCUCCUGGGCCUCCUCUUACAACAAGAACAAAAUGUGCAGAUCCAGUGCACGGACCCCAGAAUGUGGAGGUUGUUGAUAUCCGAUCUCGGCAGCUGACUUUGCAAUGGGAGCCCUUUGGUUAUGUUGUGACCCGUUGCCACAGUUAUAACCUGACAGUCCAUUACCAGUAUGUUUUCAACCAGCAGAAAUAUGAAGCAGAGGAACUAAUUCAGACAUCAUCACACUACACUUUACGAGGACUGCGACCCUUCAUGACCAUACGACUUAGGCUGGCACUUUCAAACCCAGAGGGCAAGAUGGAGAGUGAGGAACUUGUGGUACAAACUGAGGAGGAUGUUCCUGGAUCUGUCCCCCUGGAAUCCAUACAGGGAGGACCCUUUGAAGAGAAGAUCUAUGUUCAGUGGAAGCCUCCAAAUGAAACUAAUGGGAUAAUUACACUCUAUGAGAUUACAUACAAGGCUGUUGGUUCCCUUGAUCCCACUGCUGACCUAUCCAACCAGAGAGGAAAAGUCUUCAAACUCAGGAAUGAAACUCACCAUCUCUUUGUAGGGCUAUAUCCAGGGACAACCUACUCUUUCACUAUCAAAGCCAGCACAGUUAAAGGUUUUGGACCUCCCAUCACUACACGGAUUGCAACUAAAAUUGCAGCUCCAUCAAUGCCUGAAUAUGAUACAGACUCCCCUCUGAAUGAAACAGAGACCACCAUCACAGUCAUGCUGAAGCCUGCACAAUCUCGGGGUGCCCCUGUCAGUGUUUAUCAGCUUGUUGUGAAAGAAGAAAGGCCCCAGAAAUCCCGAAGAGCUGCAGACAUCAUUGAGUGCUUCUCCAUUCCAGUGAGCUACAAAAAUGCUUCAAGCCUUGACUCUCCCCACUACUUUGCAGCAGAGUUGAAACCAGUCAACCUUCCUGUCACUCAGCCCUUCACAGUGGGAGACAACAAAACCUAUAAUGGCUAUUGGAAUGCUCCACUUUCACCACUGAAAAGCUACAGCAUUUAUUUUCAGGCUCUCAGUAAAGCCAAUGGGGAGACCAAAAUCAACUGUGUCCGGCUGGCCACAAAAGCAGUAAUAAAUAGGCAACAGGUGACCACCCGAAACCCGCCCAGCCUCAUGAGUACAGGAGCUUCUACACAGAAUUCCAAUUCAGUGGAGCCCGAAAAGCAGGUUGACAGCACUGUGAAAAUGGCAGGAGUUAUAGCUGGUCUUCUGAUGUUUGUAAUUAUCCUUCUGGGAGCAAUGCUUACAAUCAAGAGAAGGAGCGGUGCAGUAGAUCCAAGAAGAAAUGCAUAUUCCUACUCCUAUUACUUGAAAUUAGCCAAGAAACAAAAGGAGACUCAAAGCAGCACACAGAGGGAAAUGGGGCCUGUUGCCACUGCAGACAAGACUUCUACAAAACUCAGUGCUGUUCAUAAUGAAGAAGUGUUUACCUCGAGCUGCCAAGAUAUUAAUGGAUUCACACCAUCCUCUCCUUGUUCAUUUUCUGUCCAAAGCAAAACCCUUCAGAGCAAAUCUUUGUUGAAUUCCUACUACUCAGUAUCAUCAGACACUGUUCCAUCGACCACACUGUUAGACAAUAGCCAUGGGGAGAUGACUCAGCCGACACUGACAAUCCAGACCCAUCCCUAUCGAAGCUGUGACCCAGUGGAAAUGUCCUACCCCAGGGGACAGUUCCAGCCAGCAAUCCGAGUGGCCGACUUGUUGCAGCACAUCACUCAGAUGAAACGGGGACAGGGCUAUGGAUUUAAAGAGGAGUAUGAGGCUCUACCUGAGGGGCAGACGGCAUCCUGGGAUACAGCCAAAGAAGAUGAAAACCGCAAUAAGAAUAGAUAUGGCAACAUCAUCUCCUAUGAUCACUCCAGGGUGAGACUACAAUUGCUGGAUGGAGAUCCCCAUUCAGACUACAUAAAUGCCAACUACAUAGAUGGAUACCAUCGGCCUCACCAUUACAUUGCAACUCAAGGUCCAAUGCAAGAGACAGUGAAAGAUUUUUGGAGGAUGAUCUGGCAGGAGAACUCUGCAAGUGUUGUCAUGGUGACCAACCUGGUGGAAGUUGGCAGGGUGAAGUGUGUCAGAUACUGGCCUGAUGAUACAGAAGUCUACGGAGAUAUCAAAGUCACCUUAAUUGAGACAGAGCCAUUGGCAGAGUAUGUCAUACGCACUUUUACAGUCCAAAAGAAAGGCUACCACGAAAUCCGAGAGAUUCGGCAGUUCCACUUCACCAGCUGGCCAGAUCAUGGUGUUCCCUGUUAUGCCACAGGCCUACUGGGCUUCGUUCGGCAAGUGAAGUUCCUCAAUCCACCAGAGGCAGGACCUAUUGUUGUGCAUUGCAGUGCCGGUGCUGGGAGGACAGGCUGCUUUAUUGCCAUUGACAUCAUGCUUGACAUGGCGGAGAAUGAAGGCGUGGUAGACAUAUUUAACUGUGUGCGGGAACUGCGAUCCCAGAGGGUGAACUUGGUGCAAACAGAGGAGCAAUAUGUCUUUGUUCAUGAUGCCAUUCUAGAAGCAUGCCUUUGUGGCAACACAGCCAUCCCUGUUUGUGAAUUCAGAUCCAUAUAUUACAACAUCAGUAGACUGGAUCCACAGACAAAUUCCAGCCAGAUAAAAGAUGAAUUCCAGACCCUUAAUAUAGUUACACCUCGAGUACGGCCAGAAGAUUGCAGCAUUGGACUCUUGCCAAGGAACCAUGACAAGAACCGCUGCAUGGAUGUACUCCCCUUGGAUCGGUGCCUCCCCUUCCUUAUCUCUGUUGAUGGGGAAUCAAGUAACUACAUUAAUGCUGCACUCAUGGAUAGCCACAAACAACCUGCUGCCUUUAUAGUUACCCAGCAUCCAUUGCCCAACACUGUAGCAGAUUUUUGGAGGCUGGUGUUUGAUUACAACUGUUCCUCUAUCGUGAUGCUAAAUGAAAUGGAUGCUGCACAACUCUGUAUGCAGUACUGGCCGGAGAAGACAUCCUGUUGUUAUGGCCCAAUCCAAGUGGAAUUUGUUUCUGCUGAUAUAGAUGAAGAUAUUAUUAACAGGAUAUUCCGGAUCUGCAACAUGGCAAGGCCCCAAGAUGGGUACCGUAUUGUCCAGCACUUGCAGUAUAUUGGCUGGCCAGCAUAUAGAGACAUACCUCCUUCCAAGCGGUCUCUCUUGAAGGUGGUCAGACGGCUGGAGAAGUGGCAGGAGCAGUAUGACGGGCGAGAUGGACGGACUGUGGUCCAUUGCCUGAAUGGUGGUGGCCGCAGUGGCACCUUCUGUGCGAUAUGCAGUGUGUGUGAAAUGAUCCAGCAGCAAAACAUCAUUGAUGUGUUCCAUAUAGUGAAAACCUUACGAAACAACAAAUCCAACAUGGUGGAGACACUGGAACAAUAUAAAUUUGUAUAUGAGGUUGCCCUGGAAUACUUGAGUUCUUUUUAG
Messenger RNA from Varanus komodoensis (Komodo dragon), 4506 nucleotides. RefSeq names its product protein tyrosine phosphatase receptor type T (gene PTPRT). The record is from RefSeq and is a predicted model, not a curated record. Bases 1 to 4506 code for a protein of 1501 amino acids. The transcript is spliced from 35 exons. Gene Ontology annotation, biological process: protein dephosphorylation. NCBI's taxonomy places the organism in Eukaryota, Metazoa, Chordata, Lepidosauria, Squamata, Varanidae. Gene Ontology annotation, cellular component: membrane. Gene Ontology annotation, molecular function: protein tyrosine phosphatase activity; protein binding.